This is a messenger RNA of Hippocampus comes (tiger tail seahorse), 822 nucleotides long. Its product is annotated as protein CEBPZOS. The record is from RefSeq and is a predicted model, not a curated record. The transcript has 3 exons. Lineage: Eukaryota; Metazoa; Chordata; Actinopteri; Syngnathiformes; Syngnathidae. Bases 47 to 298 code for a protein of 83 amino acids.
UCCAAAUCAAAUAUACUCACACUGUGUGAAAUGUGGAAUUUAUAGGAUGUCUUCAAAACCUUUCGCAUCUUUGGCCAAAAAGUGGAUGAAAGGCAUCAUUGUCAUUGAACUACUUGGCGUUUUUGGUGCAUAUGCACUCUUCCACGCCAUGAACACGAGCCAAGAUUUCAGGAGCACAAUGAAGAAAAGAUUUCCAUCCAUUCUGGAAGUUUACUAUAAGUCCAACGAGCUGGCGGGCGAGUACGGUGUGCGGCAGAGGGAUCAACUGGACUGGGCGACCGACGCCGGUGGCCGCUGACGGCUACUUCCUCUUCCUCUUGUUGCCCAUCAUGACCGUCGUUGUCUUGACGCCGCGUCCGAAGCGCUUCCUCUUGUUGAAGGCGGCCUUCUUCCUGCGCAGCGUCUUGGCAUCCCGGUCGUGGAUCCAGUCGUCGCGUUGGCUCUCCCACUUUAGCUGCUUCACGCCUGCACACCAAGCCGCCACAAAUUUCGUGAUAAACUUCCCGACACGAGGACAAUUUGGGGUCACUACUACUCUGAAGUUCAUUUUUACGGGACGAGGACCUUGAAAGUAAAACUUAUUGUCAACUGGAGGCACUACCGUAGAGUACAAUAAUCCAGACUCAAACUAAAAAGACGACGACUACUACUCGUCGUACAGUUGAAACUCGUUUCAACGUACCCCGAGGGACAUAACUAAUCUGUACGUUAUAAAGCUAGUUUGUUAGCGUUAUAACGCUGCCUUCACAGACAGCAAGAUGUUUUCAGACCAUGUGCUCAGGACGGCGCCGUGCCUCCGCGAGUUACGGCAGGAAGUACAAC